This is a messenger RNA of Filobasidium floriforme, 990 nucleotides long. Its product is annotated as cyclin-like protein. Lineage: Eukaryota; Fungi; Basidiomycota; Tremellomycetes; Filobasidiales; Filobasidiaceae. The transcript has 4 exons. Gene Ontology annotation, cellular component: cyclin/CDK positive transcription elongation factor complex; nucleus. Gene Ontology annotation, biological process: regulation of transcription by RNA polymerase II; positive regulation of DNA-templated transcription, elongation. The coding region runs from base 1 to 990 and encodes 329 amino acids. The record is from RefSeq and is a predicted model, not a curated record. Gene Ontology annotation, molecular function: cyclin-dependent protein serine/threonine kinase activator activity.
AUGGUUGAAGCCAACUCGACCUACAUCUCGCCCUACCCUCAACAAUGGCUCUUCUCCCCAGCUCACCUAGAAGUGACCCCGAGCAGCGAGGACAACACGAUCCCUCUCGAGACUGAGUUGGAGGAUCGGAGACGAGGAGUAGACCUGAUCAGGCGGAUAUGCGAACGUUUGCCCGAGCUGGACCCUAGUCAAGUACCCGAAGUCAAGGCGAUGCAGCAUUCUUGGAGUCCGGCGGAUGCCAGACAUUGGGAUUGUACGCACGCAGAGUAUCAGUCCAUGCCAUAUGCUUCUUACGUGCAAUACGCCGCGGCAACGUUCCUGCAUCGAUUCUACAUGCGAUUCGCCCUGCAAGAUUUCCCCAUCAAGCUCAUCGCCCCGACAUGCUUGUACUUGGCGUUGAAGACGGAGGAGAUGACCAAGAUCAAGGUCAGGACGAUAUCUCAGGCGAUGAAGGUAGAACUAGGCUAUGAACGGGCUGAGAGCAGAACCUACACGGCUGAUCUGGUCAUCAAUGAAGAAUACCUCCUCGAAGCCUUGUGUUACGAUCUCGCCGUCGAACACCCUCAGGCGAUCCUUAUCCAGGGACAUAGAGCGUUCCAACAAGUUCGGCGAAAGAGUACCGCUAGAAAUAUCGUCAAUAGCAAUAAUAACAACAGUACGCCGAUCGGAUCGAACGAGGGGAACCAGACCCCGGCUUCGUUUUUAUCAUCAACACCAGGACAGGGAGGAAAGACGCCCGGUUCGACGUUAGGAGGACGGACACCGGGGUCGAAUUUGGGGAACAAGACGCCCGGGUCGGCUCUGGGAAGCGUCAUUGAUAUGGAUAUGGAUUCGCCCCUGCCGCGACAUGCGAACUUUAUCGGGGACAAGCCGAACGGAGGGGGAGGUCAGAGGGAAGACGGGGAAUUGGAUGGGGAUGCGAAAUUGAGCGAGGAAGAGGCGGAAGAGGUUUUGCUGGACCUGGCGACGGAGAUUUUGAUGGCUACGUGA